Molecule: messenger RNA, 11268 nt
Organism: Limulus polyphemus (Atlantic horseshoe crab)
Lineage: Eukaryota; Metazoa; Arthropoda; Merostomata; Xiphosura; Limulidae
Gene: puf
Product: ubiquitin carboxyl-terminal hydrolase 34-like
Biological process (GO): protein deubiquitination
Cellular component (GO): cytosol; nucleus
Molecular function (GO): cysteine-type deubiquitinase activity; cysteine-type endopeptidase activity
Source: RefSeq, a predicted model, not a curated record
UGGUUGCGAUAACUGGUAAAAUAGUAUUUAAUAGGCUUAUGUUGGUAUAUUUCUGUGAUAAAUAUAUCCAUUUGGGAUAUUUAGUGAAACAUUUCAUAGCUUCAGAAGUAGCUGAAGGAAAAACAGCAACCUAACUUGCAUUAGUUUUGAGAUAUUAGAAAAAUGCUAAUUUUUAAAUAAGUUACUCGUGACUAUAUAAUGCCAAUGGGAAAAAUUCUCUUUGUGGAUUUGGCGUGCUUGCCAAGCCUGACUAGUUGAUUGUUGGACAGUAUUGACGCGAUCUCUUCAAAAUCAAACAUCUACCUAAGAAGUAGUAAUUUUCUGAUGUUGUUUCCUGCUAAACUGAGAUGUACUCUAAACUUAUCAUAUAGUUAAUUACAAGUUGAAUCUGUGACUGAAGGUGACUGCUGAAUCCUCGUCUACGACUCCUGUCUUUAGACUUUAGUACUACAACUUACAAGUUGUACUUUCUGUAAAAGUUAUAAAUCCUCGUAUUGCACGAACUAUAUAAUUCUGUAUUGUAAACUUUAGGUUAGCUUUUAAAAUUAAAUUUCAAUCGUUUCAUUGUAUCUACUCAACAUAAUUUACAGCUUUGAAGACUGUUGAAAACAUGUCAGUAUGUGAUAUUUGUUCAGAGGUGUUGGAUCUUUUGGACAAAUAUGAGGAACAAACAGAAAAGGACUAUCGAGCUUUGGAAAAGCAUGAAGUGGGACUUUUGUGCACAUAUGUUCAAGCCUGGAGCCAAAGACAGUGCACCUGCUGCUUUAAAGAUCCAAAGAGUUUUGAUAAGUUUGGUGCAGUUCUUCAUGGUCUCAUCAGAACUGUUUUGAAUAUUCUUCACAAGCUACCAGAAGAACUGAAAACCAUUACAGAAGUUUCAGAAUCUAAAUGUAAUAAAAAAGAUCAAGAUGAUGAUGAAAAAAGUAAGAAGGAAAAAGCUGGUGAGGAUGAGGACAGUUGUCUAUCUGGUGAUAAAGUAGACAAAGAUGAAGCUAAAAAAACUGAAACCACCCAAAAGAUGACAAACCAAUUAACAUUGUGGAUAGUCCAGAUGAUUCCUCUGAUCCGGGACAGGAUAGUGAAGAUAAAGAAAAAAGAUAGUAAUGAAAGUAAAGAAACUGAUGUGUGGUGGUCAUUGGAAGAAAAAGAGAAACUUUUUCAUUUUGUCAGUAAAGUCUUUCUUUUAAACUUUCCUUUGUAUGUAGCCUUCAAGCACAGCAUUCAUUCCAAAAUAGAGGAAAUCACUCAGGAACAAGUUGCUGCUUUAAGCUGUUAUUGUGAUGUUGGGGACUUAGAUAUUCCCAUUUACCUCCUGAAAAAUGUGUGUUUCUUCUGUGAGAAGGGUGGAUUGAACCAGUUGACAAAUUGCUUUUUGACUAUGGGUCCAGAUGUACUACCAAUGGUUUUAGCACAUGCUAUGAUUGGAUGUACAUCUAAUCUGAAACUAUGGAUGAACAUAGGCUCUAUCGUGAAACUUUUGGUUCCACUUCGAACUUGUGUAAUUAGGUACUUGUGUAAGGUGUCCGACAAAGACUUGAGAGUUGCUGGAAACAGGAACAUGUUUGAGUUUAUGUGGACAGCAGUGAAAGACCCUUUAGAUGCUCCAGCUUCAUUUGACAAGGAAGGGUUGGAUUUAGCCUUCAAGUACUUUACAAGUAGUACUUUGACUAUGAGACUGGCUGGGAUUGCUCAAAUAAAUAGUCAUAUCAACAUGUACAAUGAUCUGUGCCAUAAUGAAAGUCUAGUGGAUGCUGAAAGUGUGGGCAAUGCUCUAUCAAACUGGCUCAUUGACAACAAAGUCAUACCACACAUUUUUGGACCUAAUCUUCAUGUAGAGAUUAUCAAACAGAGCCAUAUAGUACUUAACUUCUUAGCUAUGGAGGGAAGAAUUACAAAUGAAGAGAUUGAUGUGAUAUGGUCUGCUGCUCAGUUGAAACACUGUAGUCGUCAGGUUUUGGAGUUAUUGCCACCACUCAUUAAGAACUUAGAGGUGUCACCAGUUUUACAUUUAUACAAACUGAUUUGUAACCUUGAACCCAGGGAGCAUAAUGAGCAAACACUUCUCCUGGCCUCUGCUUUACUGAAAUGUAUUUGGUCUAGUAGUGGAAGUUUCCAAGGAACUGAUUCUCAUAUUGAUACACAACACACAAACAGUCCUUUUGCCAUGCUUAUGAAAGGAGCACUUCACUUGGGUGAGCUACAGAAAGGCUUUGGUAGAAAACGAGAAUUAAGUAGCAGUGAAAGAAGCUUAAGUGCUGAUGGAAGUAACAGUGAAGAAGAUCAGGCUGAAAUGAGAUGUGCUCCUACCACAGAGCAGGCAGACAGUUCCCAAGUCAGUGACAGGCAGCAUAGUAGUGCUGAUGGAAGUGACCAUACAGCUGACAGCCAACCAAGCAGUCCUAGUGGCCAGGAGGGCUUUAAACAAAUUCUUCUUUCGAAGACGAAAAAAAAAAGAGAACACAUCACUAGGUCAGCUGAGAAGAAAAUGAAGGAAGACACUAGAAGCUCCAGUGGGGAUGAGAGUGAGCUGAGUAGUGUCAGUGAAGAGACCUUACGGAGUGACGUUGAUGUAGUUGAAUCUUCUCAUUUAUCAAACAAAUGUUCUGAACUGCAGGAAGUGAACCAGUCAAGUGUAUCAAAGAAAAAAUCCACUCAGAGGCAAAAAAUGUUACGUCGGAAAAGAGCCAAACAGUUAGCUGCCAAAAGAACCUUGUUAGCAAAGGGACCUUGGUUGAGACGAGAAGAAAAGGACGUCUGUGCUCGACUUACCAUUAGAGAAAUCGAUGGUAGUCCAGAUGGGAAUGAUGAAUCAGACCUCAACCAAGAGAAGCCUGUAGCUCCUCCGAAAACUCCAGAACACAACUCAUCCCCAAUAAAUGCUUUGCCGGAGGGUCAGCUUCCUCGACCACCUGGCCCUCAAUUACUUCCCGAGCUAGUAAAAGCAGUGUUAGAACGAGAAGGCAGUCUUCCACGUUUUAAUGAGGGGUUAGAUACAGAGACAUAUGAUUGCAGACAAUAUCUUUCCAGUCUGCAGCCUCACCAUGAAAUUGGAGGAACUGGAAGUAAUUUGAUAGAAGAUAUCCUUAGUCCAAAUGAUGGCAGCUGUAACAGUUCACAUGCUAGUAACAGAUCAGAAAAGAACAUGGCUGAUUUUGAAGGGGAGGAGAGUGCUUGCGAAGAUGAAUUGGCACAGUUGGCGGCUCAGGCUCAAGCACAUUUAGACAGUCAUCCUAUGCGCUUGAUGAACAUGGCAUGCAUGUACACUCCUCAGCUUCUUGGACCCAAAAUUCAUGGAAAUCAGCGAGGAACUCCUAAGGACAGUGAUCAGGCUUUACAGCAGUUUGAUGUGGACUCUGUGUGUAAACCUGCACAAACCCUACUGUGGGAUCUACUUCAAGAUGAUAAAAUUACACAGCUUGCAGAGGGACUUGCUGCAGAGGCAGAGAGAAUCUUUUGUAACUUGUUGUGCUGGUCCACAGACAAGAUGAUCAGAAUGAAAGUAAUUGAAGGGUGUCUAGACAACCUAGCUCAUCACAAAUCUGUCGUCAUUUCCUUGAGGCUACUUCCAAAGUUGCUAGGUUCUUUUCAACAGUUUCGUAGUGGAACUGAUACCCAUUCUGUGACAAUGUGGGCAGAACGAGAGCAUAAAAUGAUGCACCAUUUCUUCAAUGACCUCAAGGCUUAUACUGUAGCAGUGAAGGCUGGAACCUCACCAAGCAAUAACUUGUAUCCUCACACUGAAGAAAUUCAGGUACGCCUUCAUUUCCUGACGUGUGUUUUCUCUGCUGCUGGCUCUCCUGAACAUUUUAGAUUAAAUCUUGAACAAGUGGACAUCCUGUGGUCAUGCUUAGCUACUGACAAAGAUUGUGCAGAUGAGCUCUUUAGUUGGAUAUUAAACCAGGCUAAAAAUAAAGACCAUACUCAUGCCUUAUGUCUUGAACUCUUCAAACACAUUUUAUUAGAAAAGAUGCCUCAGCUUCCUCCCGAAUCUACCACGAUGACAUCAUUAAAUUUACUGUACCAGUUAAGUAAUGUAGCCCGCUUGUCUACAGCAUCCUAUAACACCUCGGUUUCUGAAGCUGAUGUAUGUGGUAUAGAACAGCUCUGGGGCAUUGCUCUACGUGCUUUGAACACUGAUGUUAGCAUGGCAGCUAUUCAGUACUUGAACAACUACUACAUUAAUGUUCAUCAUGGAACCCUGGAAAGAGAAGAAGAAUUUAUUCAAACAUGUAUGGACAGCCUUAGUAAAGCCAUCCAAAGCUUAUGUGAAGCAGAAGAAAAGAGCUUGAUGAUCAUACAGAGGGCACUAGUUCUUCUGAAAACUCAUGUGGAAGUUUUUCAUCAAAGGUAUGCUUACCAUUUACGACGUUGGCAGUUGAUGGGACAAGGGGUAGUGAGUCAUCGAUCAAGCUUGGGUGAAAGAAGAGCAUCUCCAUUGCGGAUCAUAUGCCAGCCUGCAGGAAUGACAGAAAAGACAACUCUGGAGAUGCAAUUCACAGAUUACCUGGCCAAGUUGAGGGCUGAAGUAACCUACUGGUGGGAGAAGAUGAGAACAAGAAACAAAACCAACCAGUCAAAGGAAUCUGAAGCCACAACAAGUACAGUCACUUCAAGUCUCAUUCUUGGAUCUAUGCUGUCAGAUGGCCCCAUCAGGAUGAUCUCACAGGGUCAAGAACUUACCACAGACCUAGAUGAAAAAACGUUAGCUGAACUUGGUUUUAAGGACCUUCAACUGGUAUACGUUUCUGUUGGUGCAGCACGGCCAAUACGACGUCGUGAAGGUCUUGAACCUGCUUCCAUUCUUCCUCCACCUCCUCAGGAUCGCCUUCCAAUUACUUUACUUUUGAGACCAGAGUAUUUUGAACAGCUGUUUAAUCUGAUGCAACAAUUAGGAUCAUUAAAAACUUACAAUAGAGCUGGAGACACUGUACCACAUACAAAAGCUCAGGUUUUAUCUCGACGAGUAUGGGACAUUUUAUUAAUGCUACCAACGUCUCCAACAAUGUUGGAAGGUUUUAAGACUGUGGGACAGGCAAAAGAAGGAGAAGAAGGGAAUGGCUACACAGAACUGUUGCAGUCAAUACUUAAUCCUGAGAGUCCACAAAAACUCAUGUAUUCCCUCCAAAUAGUGGAGUUCUUACGGAGACAGGGACCUAUAAAGGACUCUGAUGGAUCAGUAACAUCUACAGAAACAACAUCACAAGAAAGUGGAGAUGGAUCAAGCAAGAAAAAAGUGUCUUGGUCAGACAAGUUCAUAGAACAUGGAGGCUUAAGACAUCUGUUUGACAUUUUCAUGUCCAGAAUUCUGCUAUCAAAAGGUGAAAGUGAAUAUUGGAAUGAGUGGUAUCAAGAUAGCCUUGCUUCUCUGCUUCACUUGAUAUACCUGUUUGGUAUCAGUGGUUCAGAAAGUGAUCAGAAACUGGAAGAAGGCCAUGAUGUUUUGGAGACACCACGGAAGCGUAACAAACGGGGUAGGAAGGGUAGCAGUGAUAAACUUCUGGUUCCUAAAUUAAAUCAGACAAUGUUACAAAUGACCAGGGAUGUGGAAACAGUAUUGAAUAAGCUGAUGAGCAUACUUUAUGAAGCAACAUUACCUUCUGACCCUAACCAGUAUAAGACUGGAUUCUGGGGUCGGUCACAGGUUGUGCACUGCACCAUGACUUUGUUGGUGUCUUUAGCUUUAUCAGAACCUCUUUUGAAGAUGUAUCUGUUUCAACACCCACGAUUAGAUUCACUACUCAAAAGGCUGGUGUUAGAUGAUCCUGAGCCAGCUGUGAGACAGGAAGCUUGUACUGCCCUCUAUCGCCUGUGCUUAGGAAACACAGUUGAUGGUAAAACUGGUCAUAGCUACAUCCCUCCUCUUCUCAACAGUCUUUUGAGCUUUUUGUCUGCAGCACAGAAUAUGAGACCUCCAAGGCCUGAUGAUGAAGAGAAUAAGGAACCUUAUGGUCCUGGCUGCAAGGACUAUUUCUGGCUUGUGUGUCGUCUCGUUGACAGUGUUGAUGAAGAAAGUUUGCAAGAAUGUUCACAGGACCAGCGGUCAUCAGUUGACUUAGACAGUCUUAUCCGUUACCUUGCCGAAGCUAUCAUUAGUCGGGACUUUCGUGAGACUCGUCACAAUACUAUCGAAGAUGAUGGUUUAGGUGGUCUUCUGACUCUAGCAACAGUGGUUAUGAAACAUAAUCCUUCAUACAAGUUUUCUAAAGAGGGUCAGGAAUUUCUUCUCCAAGUUUUUGACUGUCUCUUUGCACUUCCUAGUCCAAAGAAACGUUACUUGCCCAAGUGUAAAUCUCACCCAGUGAGGUCAGCAGCUUUUGAUUUAUUGGUAGAACUAGUGAAAGGUAAUGAAGAGAACUACAGGCUUCUGCAUUCCAAGUUAAUGAGUCAACACACUCCAGAUUCACAUUCUCAGUACCCCUGGGACUACUGGCCUCAUGAAGAUGGUCGUUCUGACUGUGGGUAUGUUGGACUUACUAAUCUGGGUGCUACCUGUUAUAUGGCAUCAUGUAUGCAACAUUUGUACAUGAUGCCAUUAGCCAGAGCUUCUAUCUUGUCUGCCAGGGUUGGUAAUAACAGCAAACAUGGGAACACCUUAAAGGAGUUACAGAGGAUGUUUGCUUAUCUCAUGGAGAGUGAAAGAAAAGCAUACAACCCUCGUGGAUUCUGUAAGGUUUACACUAUGGACCAUCAACCUCUCAACACAGGGGAACAGAAGGAUAUGGCUGAGUUUUUUACAGACCUCAUAAGUAAACUUGAAGAGAUGACACCACAAUUGAAAGAACUUGUCCGAAAUCUUUUUUGUGGCGAGAUAUCCAACAAUGUUGUUUCUCUGGAUUGUCCCCACAUCAGUCAGACAAUGGAGGAAUUUUACACCCUUCGCUGUCAAGUAGCUGACAUGCGAAACCUCUAUGAGCAACAUCGUCGAUUGCAAAAGGUGGUUGGAUUGGAACAACACUACUAUUUGGGUACCCAUUCCACCACCUUGUCCCGAGAUCCAUCUGUACCCAGACGCAUCUUUUCAGGGAUGGGGACCUUAUCUUCAAGGUCAGGAGUUCCAGGGUAUUUGGAUGGAAGUCGAGUCUAUCCUUCAUAUCAAUGUUCUCGAACUCCUUGCAAUGCACUGGACAAUGAUCAUCAGGAUAACAAAGACCAAGAAGAAGAGGAAAGUUAUGAAUAUGACUUGAUUGGAGUAACUGUCCACACAGGCACUGCUGAUGGUGGUCACUACUACAGUUUUAUACGGGAGCGACAGAAUCCUGGAAAAGACAAGUGGUUUUUGUUUAAUGAUGCUGAAGUGAAACCUUUUGACCCAGCUCACAUCGCAGCUGAGUGCUUUGGUGGAGAAAUGACGAGUAAAACUUAUGAUUCAGUCACUGAUAAGUUCAUGGACUUCUCAUUUGAAAAGACUAAUAGUGCGUACAUGCUCUUCUAUGAGAGAGUUAAUCCAAAGGAAGUCCAACAGAGUCUGCCUGGACAAACAGCAAGUGGUCAGCCUACUUUAGAAGUGACCAGUGAUCAGAACCAGACCUUUGAACUUUCUCAGGAACUGGCUGAGUGGAUCUGGCAAGACAACAUGCAGUUUCUUCAGGAUCGAAGUCUGUUUGAGCAUACAUACUUCAAUUUCAUGUGGCAGAUCUGUGGUUAUAUACCUCAGACUCUCUCGGGAUGUAAGGAUAUCACUCUGCUGUCUGCUAAACUAGGAACAUCUUUUGUUUUAGAAACUUUUAUACAUGCUAAAGAAAAGCCCACUAUGGCUCAGUGGAUAGAACUUCUAACGAAACAGUUUAAUGCCAGUCAGAGUGCAUGUGAGUGGUUUUUAGACCACAUGGCAGAAAAUGACUGGUGGCCAGUACAGAUACUUAUUAAAUGUCCUAACCAGGUUGUGAGGCAGCUGUUUCAAAGGCUAUGCAUUCAUGUGAUCAACCAGUUGAAACCCCUUCACUCUCCCUAUUUCCACCAGUAUGGAGACAGUGAUGACUCCACAGAUGUGGAUUUUAGCCAACUUGGCCAGGAUUCAUGUGUUACCCGUUUCAUCAAAAAGCUUCUCACAUUGAUUGAACAUGGAGCCAAAGAACAUUUGAAACAUUUGACAGAAUACUUUGCUUUCUUAGUGGAGUUUGCUAAGAUGGGGGAAGAGGAAUGUCAAUUCCUUUUGUCUGUAGAAGCCAUUACUACCAUUGUCAAUUUUUAUCUGGGACAGAAAAGUUCAGAUGACACAGGCUGUGUUGAGGUAGUAUCUGAUGAAGAUGAUGAUGAUGAUGAAGUGGUUUCAUCAGUAGAUGAUAAGUACAAACCUGCAUCACUAGAGAAGAUGAUUACCCUGGUGGCUCUGCUAGUAGAAAGAUCGAGAGGGGAUGAUCAUCGUCUUCAUUUGUCUCAUAAUGACUUCAGUACAGUAGCAGGAGGAAAGGGUUUUCCAUUUUUACAUCAGCAGAUCCGAGAUAAUAUCAAUUUACGACAGACUUGCAAUCUCAUAUUUAGUUUGUGUCGUUGGAAUGAACCCCUAGCUCACCAUAUAAUCAACAUGAUCUUCUCAGCCAUAACCAAACAACAAGAGGCAAGUGGCCCUUUCUUCAAGUUGUUAUCUAUGCUGGUGGAGUUUGUGGGUGGCCCUCCAGGUUUGCCUCCCUUUACCAACCUCAUCUUACACAGAAUCUGGGAGGCCUCAGAGUAUUGCCCUCAGCAGUGUUUGGAAUGGCUUACCAUGCAGGUUCCUAGAAACAAAGUUGCUCACUCAUGGGUGCUUCAAAACAUGGACAGCUGGGUGGAGAGGUUUCUCAUGGCCCAUAACCUGCAGCGAGUGAGGAAUGUGGCUGCUUUACUUUUGGUAUCUCUUGUUCCGAGUAAUCACUUUCGGCAGGCCUUCAGGUCUACGAGGAGUAUGCUUACCCCUCAGAAAGAAGUAACGAUGAGUGGAGAAGCAUUGGGCAUCAUGCAUCAGAUUUAUGAUAUCCUGUUGAGGAUGUUAAAAAGAGCGAAGCUUUAUGUUGAUCCAGCAGUACAUGGUACAAUGAAACUCAUGUACUACUUUGCUGUACUGACGUACUGUCUCAUAAGUCGUACAGAGAAGCUUAUGUUCAGUCCAUUUUUCUUAGAUAUGUGGAAUCUUUUCCAACCAAAGCUUUCCGAACCAGCUAUCCCUGUCCAUCACAAUAAACAGGCUCUUCUUAUCUUCUGGUACCAAGUGUGUGUAGACUGUCCAGAGAAUGUUAGUUUGAUCAUUCAGAACAGUCAUGUUACUAAGAACAUAGCAUUUAACUAUAUAUUGGCUGACCAUGAUGAUCAAGAAGUGGUGGUGUUUAAUCGUUGCAUGCUCCCAGCUUAUUAUGGUCUGUUGCGCCUUUGUUGUCAGCAGUCACGGAGUUUUGCACGUCAGCUGGCGAGCCAUCAGAAUAUCCAGUGGGCUUUCAAAAACAUCACACCUUACACAACACAGUAUACAUCAGCAGUGAACGAGUUAUUCAAAUUAAUGAAAAUAUUUGUAACAAAGCAUCCUGACAGUACAGAACAGGAAAUCCGAGAAAUCCAUCACUUCAAGAGAACAACCUUGCGACUGUACCUAACCGUUCUUGAUGCUCGUGCUUGUUGGGCUACCUUAAUCAAUGCUCUACGCCACCUAGUGGAGACAACAGAUGAUCGCUUGUUUGUUAUCUGUAACAGUGGCCUGGCCAUGCUGUUUCAGGCUUUCCAUACACUACACAUAAUGUAUCAAGAAGCCACAGCCUGUCACGUCACUGAAGACAUGGUCGAGCUUCUAGCCAUUGUACUUGACCUAUUGAAGUGUGCACAAGGAUGUCAGGACACACCAGAAGUCAGUCAGUGGCUGUCCUCAUGGAAACAACAUACAGAUGUGAUACACAAAUUGUUGACCCUUCUCAACUCUUACACUCCUCCUAAGGUUCGCCACAUAUGUAUAGAAGUGCUUCAAGAGCUGAUUCUAUUAUACCCAAAUGAAAACUUGUCAUCCAUCAUACGUUUGUUAGGCAGCUGUCAUACAUCAUUCCUAGAAAGUAGCAGCCCAAUCACUCCUGGUCCUUAUUUUCCACGAAGGAAUCAGAUGAUGUUACCCACCAAAACAAGUAUUCGGCCACAGAGGUUGAUGUUUCAAAUGUUCCUCCAUCCUAACCAGCUAGAGUGUGCUAAGGGUGUUGAUGAAGCCUAUGAUCAAGCUGUCCUCGAGUUUUUUCUCCCAUACCAUCAGUUUGUAGAUAUGUUGUGUCGUAUUGCCAUCACACAUGAUGCCAUUGACUUGGACCUGGUCAACCUGAGUUCUUUGUUAGCUAUUGAAGGAACAUCUCUUCAUCUUGCUAUCUUUCCAAAACUAUGGCUUGACAUUUAUCAAUUAGAGCAACAGCUGGGAAAGGAGUUCUUGAAGCUACUUUGUAAUAGCAACUUCUUCAUUGACUACUUGGAGACGGUGUUAGUGGAUGAAAGAAUGUGUCUAAACAACCUCUUUGUAUAUCAAGUAUUUUCCCUUUUUAUGCCUAAGGUGGCAAAUCAAUUAAUCAAUGAGCAGACGAUGUCACUUACAUCCUCUCUGAUCUCAUCUGUGAUAGACAGUUUAAAGUCCCCCAGUUUAGCAAAACAAGCUUUAAAAUUGAAUGGGGACUUAAGAGCUUUGCUCCUGCUGCUCUCUUUGGAGAAACCAAGAGAUGGUUUAAACAAACUUAAAGAAGCCAUUUCAAACUUAAAAGAUCAAUGUCAAGAUCUCUUGAAGUCUACAGAUCACACAACUGAAAAUGUCAACAUCACAGAGGAUAGCACAAAAGAAACAGAAGAACCCCCUUGUAAAAAGGUACGAAUAUCUAGCGAAGAAGCAUCAGCUACGGAUCAAGGUGGAGGAGAUGAAUCUACAGAGAGUGAGGCUUCUACUAGCAUUCCAAAAGAAACCCCGAUGGGUGACAACCAAUCACAAGUUGCAAAUCAAACUACUCACUGGGCUGAAGUGUUACUCAAGUCAACAUCUGCUUUAUUAGGAAUUUUAAAUGAGAAGACAUGAAAGUAUUAGUAACAGCCAGUCUUUGGGAGUAAUGUAGAAACUUAGUAAUAUAUUGUGCAUAUAACUGAUGACUGGAGAAUUCAGUUUUUAUUAACCAUGUUUUCUCUAUCCUGCUCAGAAGGUUUUGUCUUCAGGGUGCUUUACCUAUCCUUGGUGGUUCCUAACAUAAGAAGACAGUCUACUGAAGAGAGAACUGUGCUUUUUCUUUUAAAUUGUGGUUGAACGUUACUUAUAGCGUUCAUAAAUAAAUAUGGAAAGGACCAAAUUAA